This is a messenger RNA of Amphibalanus amphitrite, 3525 nucleotides long. Its product is annotated as brain protein I3-like. The transcript has 3 exons. The record is from RefSeq and is a predicted model, not a curated record. Bases 172 to 399 code for a protein of 75 amino acids. Lineage: Eukaryota; Metazoa; Arthropoda; Thecostraca; Balanomorpha; Balanidae.
UGCCGGCGGCGCCCUGGGCGGUAUGCGGGCGGCGGCGGCUGCUCGCUGCUCACGGACGCCGUGUGGCGGCGCUCCGGACGCCGCCCGCCCCCGAGCCAGACCCGCCGAGCGCCGACUCCGUGCGGCGCACAAGGGUCCGUGAGCUCCGACCGGCACCAUCACAGAGUCGCCAUGAACGUCCAGUCGGCACCGCAGGGCAAUAACAUCCAGGUGCAGGGUCUGCAAGGAGGAGUGGCCGGUCGCUGCUCCAACUGCCAGAACGGGGUGCUGACCGAUUCGUUCACGCCGUGCGGCAUCGUGCUGGCCAUCUGCUUCUUUCCGCUGGGCCUGCUCUGCUGCUGGAUGAUGCGGGAGAAACAGUGCAACAUGUGCGGCGCCAAGCCGGCCAUGCAGCCGUAGAGCGGUCGGCGGUCGGCGGCGGUCCGGUCGGCCGGCAGUCGGCGGUCCGGUCGGCGGUCGGUGGCGGUCCGGUCGGCGGUCCGGUCGGCGGUCGGUGGCGGUCCGGUCGGCGGUCGGCAGCUGAGGGGACAGAGGGAGUGCCGGGGCCGGUUCGGCGCUGCGGUUGGAGGGGCUCUGUGAGAUGAGCUGCGUGGCCGAGGCGGGCUCCGACCGGCUGACUCUGUCCCCCCGCCAUCAGCGGCGGCGGCGCAGCGGUGCUGAGAUGCCGCCAGCGACCAGCGCAGCGGGCCACAGACUGGGUGUUCAGUGAGCUGGCGAGGUGUUCCGGGCCACGGUGUCUGCAGCGGUGUUCAGUGUUCAUGCCAGUAUCGGCUGCCUUAGCGUCAGUGCCGUGCAUCGCUUCAUCGUUUUUUAUCUCCCAGACAUGCCUCCCAGUCGCCGCUACUGAUUCGUCCAUUGCUUCUGGACGGCGCGCGUUUCUAUCUAUGGAUCGUGUGAGUGACUGUCAUUGUCAUUGAUAACUGGUCCUCAUUUUUUCCGUGGAGGAGUGCUAAGGUUCUUCUUUGCACAGCAUCCCAAUGCAGUGCCGGACACCCCUUUUCUGAUAUAUUCCUUCAUUUUAAUUUUUACUAAGUGCAGAACAACCGCGAACUGACGCUGUCUGUAAUUGUACACUGGCGGAUCCUGGGGGGGGUCCACGGGGUCAUGACCCCCCCCAAAAGGUCUGAGAGGGUCAUUUGACCCCCCCCAAAAGCCGAAGACCUAAAUGCGCUAUAGACGCCGUCUUGCAUGCUCAAAAUCACCUGUCAAACACUUCUGAGCUAAUACCUUUGUUUUUCUGGAUCGUGUUGCGUGAAAAGGCGUAUUGAAGACCAGAAUCUUACUCGUUUUUGUCUCAACCGUGCGAGCACCAGGGGAUGAUCCAGGAAAACUCCAAGGGGAUGGUCAUGAAUUUAAUUCGUGGUGCCCCUACCUAUACGCAAAAUUAAAAACUCAACGGAUUUCGGUCACUUAAUUUUGGUGAUGUCCUAUUUUCAUUUUUUAUUUUGUUUGUUUUAUUUUUAGUGCCCCUGGGCCCUGGCAGGUCAAAAUCACGUCUGAGGCGAAAGAAAUUCACGGGAAUCCCAAAAAUCACGUCAGGACAUUCAGGGCCCUCUGACCAGCCUGACAGCUAGGGCCCUUCUUACUUCCUGGGGCCUCCAGUGAAUAACCGCUAGUGUCUGUGUCUGACCGCUAGGGCCCCUCUGACUCCUCAGUAGGUAGGAGGCCCUCUGUAGAGGAGGUCCUCUGUAGAAAGGAGGCCCUCAGUAGAGAGGAGGCCCCCUGUAGAGAGGAGACCCCUUUAAAGAGGAGGCCCUCUGUAGAGAGGAGACCUGCUGUAGAGAGAAGGCUCUAUGUAGAGAGGAGGCCCUGUGUAGAGAGGAGGCCCUCUGUGGAAAGGAGACCGCCUGAAUGCAGAAGGCCCUCUGAAGAGUGGAGACCCGCUGUAGAGAAGAGGCCCUCUGAAGAAAGGAGGCCCUCUGUAGAGAAGAGGCCCUCUGAAGAGAGGAGGCCCUUUGCAGAGAUGAGGUCCUCUGGCUCUUUGAAGAGAGGAGGCCCUCUGUAAAGGAGGCCCUCUUAAAGGGAGAGACCCUCAGUAGAGAGGAAGCCCUCUGUAGAGAGGAGGCCCUGUAGCUUCUGUAGUUAAGAGGCCCUGUGAAAAGAGGAGGCCCGCAGUAGAGAUCGGUGGUCCUCUGUAGAGAGGAGGCCCCCUCUGUGUUUUGACAAAUGUUUUUGCAAAUUUUUCGCGGCGCUUCGCGCCGCCGAUUUAUGUACAUACGUACAGGUCAAUACGAAAUCUUGACUGUAAUUACAUAAACCAACCGUGUCAAAUUGAAUCAGAAUUCAUAUGUGUGCUGUAAAGGAACUCCGGCUUGUACUGCAAUGCUAAAAGGGUGGUAAAAUUUGUGUUUUGGAGCUGUGUUUCGACACAUUCUUUUGCAAAUUUUCUCGGCGCUUCGCGCCGCCGAUUUAUACACCAAUCAAUAAGAGAGAAAUAACAGUGACUGUAAUAACACCAACCGUGUCAAAUUGAAUCGGAAUUCAUAUGUGUACUGUGAAGGAACUCCGGCUUGUACUAGCAUGCUAAAAAGGUUGUAAUAUUUGUGUUUUAGAGCUGUGUUUUGACAACUUUUUUUUGCAAAUUUUUGCGGCGCUUCGCGCCGCCGAUUCAUACACAGGUCAAUAAGAGAGAUCGUGACUGUAUGCUACUAUUUACUAAUGCAUUAGGCUAAAAGUGAGGUAACUAUAUCUACUUCUGGGUUUUUAAGUCGGUCGACCCGCCUCCCCCCCCCCCCCAGUAAAAAAUCCGUGGCGACGCUCCUAUAUAGGUGGGUUUCACUAACUAAAACUACUGAGCCGAGUGACUUACGAUAAAACUUCAUCUUAUAAACGACGAAGAUCAAAUGUCAUUUUUUGAUCUCGACAUACUCGCUCCCUACCCCCCCCCCCCCCCGGUCGUCAGAAUUCAUUCACCAGACCUGGUAUGUCGGCCGACUGGUGACCCCCCCCAAAACGACCCCCUAGAUCCGCCCUUGUAAUUGUAUAGGUACCGACCGCAAAUACCAGCAAGGCCCUGUACUUUUCUAUUCGUUUGUUAGCCUACAUAUCUCACUCUCCAUCUGUGUGACAUUACCGCAGAUUUUAGAUCGGAUUUUGCACAGCUGUUUGUGUUUGUUCGUUCACAAGCGUUUUAGUGUGUGUGUGUGUUGUAUGGACGAGCCAGUAAGCCGCUGGAAGGUUCCCUACAUGAUAUGACUAUAGCCAUUUAAAAUAACGUAGGUAAUACCGAUCGCAAAAAAUCGUGUCACAAAAUUUGGUGCUCGUGUUUGCUAGCUGGUUUUUGUAGGUAUGUAUUACAUGAUACAGAAGUGCACAUUUUGUUCAAUAAUGUAGUAAAAUUUUGGCGGGCCGGGCCAUUAAAACGUCUCUGAUGCGUAAGUACCCAACCCUUAGCAUUCCCAUUUCGGCCGUGCGCCCGCCACUCGAGCUUCGAUUGCCAAUCUCUUGCAUGUGAAGUGCCGGUGGCCGUGAAUCGUUUACGCUUCUGUCACGUAUUUUAAUAUAGACUUCGUUUAUUUCCUAGAA